Molecule: messenger RNA, 951 nt
Organism: Candidula unifasciata
Lineage: Eukaryota; Metazoa; Mollusca; Gastropoda; Stylommatophora; Geomitridae
Source: the annotation of a GenBank genome assembly
AUGAGACGGCAUCAUCCUGCAUGGGACGGCAUCAUCCUGCAUGGGACGGCAUCAUCCUCCAUGGGACGGCAUCAUCCUCCAUGGGACGGCAUCAUCCUCCAUGGGACGGCAUCAUCCUGCAUGGGGCAGCAUCAUCCUCCAUGGGACGGCAUCAUCCUGCAUGGGACGGCAUCAUCCUGCAUGGGACGGCAUCAUCCUGCAUGGGACGGCAUCAUCCUGCAUGGGACGGCAUCAUCCUCUAUGGGACAGCAUCAUCCUCUAUGGGACAGCAUCAUCCUGCAUGGGACAGCAUCAUCGUCAUGGGACAGCAUCAUCGCCAUGGGACAGCCUCAUCCUCUAUGGGACAGCAUCAUCCUCUAUGGGACAGCAUCAUCCUCUAUGGGACAGCAUCAUCCUCUAUGGGACAGCAUCAUCCUCUAUGGGACAGCCUCAUCCUCUAUGGGACAGCAUCAUCCUCUAUGGGACAGCAUCAUCGCCAUGGGACAGCCUCAUCCUCUAUGGGACAGCAUCAUCCUCUAUGGGACAGCAUCAUCCUCUAUGGGACAGCCUCAUCCUCUAUGGGACAGCCUCAUCCUCUAUGGGACAGCAUCAUCCUCUAUGGGACAGCAUCAUCCUCUAUGGGACAGCAUCAUCCUCUAUGGGACAGCAUCAUCGCCAUGGGACAGCCUCAUCCUCUAUGGGACAGCAUCAUCCUCUAUGGGACAGCAUCAUCCUCUAUGGGACAGCCUCAUCCUCUAUGGGACAGCCUCAUCCUCUAUGGGACAGCAUCAUCCUCUAUGGGACAGCAUCAUCCUCUAUGGGACAGCAUCAUCCUCUAUGGGACAGCAUCAUCGCCAUGGGACAGCCUCAUCCUCUAUGGGACAGCAUCAUCGCCAUGGGACAGCCUCAUCCUCUAUGGGACAGCAUCCCCUUAAGCAUGACCUAACACAGUUUCAACUAUCACUUGUAUAA